GUGCUAAAUGAGGCAGUGUUUGAUGAGGAGCAUGAUGAAAUGGUGAUUGUCAGGGAUAUCGAAAUGUUCUCGCUCUGUGAGCAUCACCUAGUUCCUUUUUGCGGCAAGGUCCAUAUUGGCUAUCUGCCCAAUAAGAAAGUUUUAGGAAUCAGUAAAUUAGCCAGAAUUGUUGAAAUGUUCAGCAGGCGCCUCCAAGCACUGCAUAUGCCUUGUAUUGUUGAGCUUGCUUCUGGAGAAAGUGGUCCAGCUAGCUACAGAAAUCCAUUAAAACUUAUCAUCCAGAAAGUAACUAUUCACAGCUGGUAUGGUAUAACCUAUGGUCUCUGA
This is a messenger RNA of Gongylonema pulchrum, 327 nucleotides long. The record is from the annotation of a GenBank genome assembly. NCBI's taxonomy places the organism in Eukaryota, Metazoa, Nematoda, Chromadorea, Rhabditida, Gongylonematidae.